CAGGCUCAGCACAGUGUAACUCUCUCCUCUCAGAGUCUCUGUGCUGUUACUGGAUCUACUGUAAAAAUCUCCUGUAAAUAUACGACACCUGAUUCCUCCAGAGUCAGAGAGAGAGAGUGGUAUCAGCUCCAGAGCUCUGAUGGAGAAGAACGAGUCCUCAGUAAAGACCCUCAAUACUCAGCACGAGUUUCUGUGAGAACAGAGCUGACUGACUGUGGUCUGACCGUGAGGAAUGUGAGACGGAGAGACUCUGGAGUUUAUUAUUUCAGAUUUAGAACAUCAAGCGGUGACUGGAUAUCAGCUUCAUCUGGAGUCAAACUAAUUGUUACAGACUUUCAGGUGAAGAUUGAUCAUGAGGCUGCAGGAAAGAGAAGGAUAAAAGUGACCUGUAGCUCCAACUGCAGCCUCAAUGAAAACCUGCACUACUACUGGUACAGGAAUGGCAGAAGGAAGGGAUGGUCACGUGGUGCCUCAAUCUGGCUUGACUCCACCAGUCCAUCUGAUGCAGGCAGCUACUCCUGUAAGUUGUCUGGCACCUGGCAACGCUCUCCUCCAGUGUGUGUUGCUGCUGAUUCAAAUAAGAAUAACUGCUGGAAAAUAACUUACUCUAGUCAUUCUGUAUGUGGCUUGAGAGGAUCAUCGGUUGACCUCUCCUGCUCUUAUGAGCACCCUGGGACACAAACAGUGACUAAAUCAGUGUGGUUCAUUAAAGAGCGGGCUGGUGCUGAGCCUGUGGAUGUGAGAGAGGAUGAGGAGUAUCAGGGACGAGUGCAGUACAGACAGAGCUUCCAGAAUGACUGUAGUAUGAAAAUCACUCGCCUGAGAGAGAGAGACGCUCAAACAUACAGAUUCAGAUUCUACACUGAUGGAGGGGAAUAUACUGGAGAACCUGGAGUCACUCUGUCUGUCACAGAUCUAAAAAUGACAGUUUCAGACACUGACAGUGGAGGAAAGGAUUUGAUGUGUAGCAGCUCCUGCACUCUGCCUAACAACCCCACUUACAUUUGGUACAAGAAUGGACAGCCUGUAUCUGACCAGACCAGUAAUGAACUGCAUCUGCAUAUCAGAGCUGUGGAUGCAGGCAGCUACUCCUGCGCUGUAAGAGGAUAUGAAGAGCUGUGCUCUCCUGCUGUCUGUGUUCCUGAUCAGAACAGCUGCUGGAAUGUGUCUUACUCCACCCAGACUAUCUGUGCUCUCACUGGCUCAUCAGUGGACAUCCACAGUUACUACACUUUCUCUGGUCAGCAGUCUGACCCCCAGCCCGCCUGGUACAUCAGAUUUGCCCCACAGGACAAAGAGCUGACAGCUGCAGAUGGCCGAGUGGAGUUUUUCAGUGACAGAGCAAAUAUGAACAUACUUCGACUGAAACAUCUCACAGAGAGCGACUCAUCAGAAUAUCUCCUCCGACUUAAAGCCCCCUAUUGGAAUCGCACACAUAGCUCUGCUGGAGUCUCUCUCUCUGUCACAGGCCUGCAGGUGAAAGUGGAACCUGUUCCUGUAACAGUGUCAGAGGAACCGACAGUAACACUGGAGUGUAGCAGCACCUGCACUCUGUCUAACAACCCCACUUACAUCUGGUACAAGAAUGGACAGCAUGUUAUCCACUGCAAAUCUGUAUCCUGCUCUGUAGAUGUGGUCAGUGGUGAGGUCAGCUAUACUUGUGCUGUUGAAGGACAUGAGAGCCUCCUCUCUCCUCCAGUCUAUUCUCCUAAAAACACCAGAGCAGUGAUGGUUUCCUCUGGAGAGGUAGUGGAGGGAGAGUCAGUGACUCUGAGCUGCAGCAGUGAUUCAAACCCUCCUGUUCUCAUCUACUCCUGGUUUAAGCAGAGAGCAGCUUCAGACGCACCACUGACAACAGGCCAGAAUUACACCAUCACCAACAUCAGCUCCCAGCACAGUGGACUCUACUACUGCACCGCUCAGAACCAGCUAGGACAGCACAGCUCAACACCCACCCGUCUGGACGUGCUAUGUCCAGAGGAGAUCUCAGUGUUAAGGCUGAUGACAGUGGGAGUGUCCGUCUUUCUGGCUCUAAUACUCAUCACCGCAGCUCUGUGGAUGUGGAGGAAAAAAGGCCCCAGCAGAGCUGAGGAGAGUGAACAGUGUGACUCUACUGCUGUGUAUGGCAAUGUCUCAGCCCUGAUAAUGACCUCUGAUCCCAGAAGCAGAGAAGUCUCAGCGGAUCAGGAUGACAUUCACUACUCCAGUGUUCAUUUCAGACCCUCUUCCUCACGGGAAGAGCCUCCAUUCCUCACUGCUAACUUCCUCUAGACUCCAGAGAAGAAGAGGGUGUGCAGUACGCUGCUGUGAACUUCAGCAGACACACUGCUGCCCCCAGUGAGAAAAUCAGAUCAUUACAUCUGCACUGAUGAAUUUCCGAAGUAAUUUAAUUUAGUCUGUUCAUGUUCCAUAGACCCCUUAUUGUAGAAGCAAGCAGGCCCAUGUCGGACAGCCAGAUCCAAAAACACAAAAACAUAAUGUAAGCAACAGAAUACAAUACUAGACAAAGGUUUGCACACAGUAAAAAUACAUUUCCACAUAAAAAAAAUAGUAAAGACAGCAAAACUGUGGAAUAACACACCUGGAAUUAUUGUCCAGCUACAAAAUAUGACCAUACAUUAGUGCGGUUGACUGGCUCAUACUGUCAAGGACAAACAUUCCAGUAAUGAACUGCUUUGGCACAUUUCCUGAAAUUCUGGUAAAACAAUCAAUCAAAAUGACCAAGUGCAUCACCACACUGGUAACACCAAACAGCACGAAUGCAUAUUUGUCUUGCAAAAGCCGUCAUUUUAAGAGUUCCUGACUGGCUCCCUGUCGUUCUUUAUAUUUCUGUGAAGCACAUCUAAGAAUGCCAGAUGUUUUGUGUUGUAUGGCCCAAUAAUGGGGUUGUGGGUAAUUACCCUGUUCUCUGAUAUUGCAGCACACUUCGUAAUGUUGAUCCCAUGAUGAUCUGACACACCCACAGUGGCUCUGUGACUUAUGCUAUAGCAGCUCUUUCACUCUAUCACCAUUGUUUUUGUAUUUAACAGUUUGCCUAUUGGCCCCUACUGCUUUCACUAGUUGCAUGUAAAGGUUUAGACAAUGACCACAGUGAUCAUAAGCACAAUGAGCAUAAUAAUCAAAUGCAGCAGAAAUCAUCUGGUAUCAAUACUGAGCACAGAAGCUUUCAAAAUGUAUCACUGAAGACAACGGUUUAUAUUAUUUGCUAUAAAGCUCUGAAACACCUGAAAUGUUUGAAAACACAAAAAUGCCUGUAAUGAGAAAACUCUACAAGCAAUGUGGCUAUUUCACACAAUGUUUUGAAAACAUUGAGAUUCAUUAGAGG
This is a messenger RNA of Pygocentrus nattereri (red-bellied piranha), 3325 nucleotides long. Its product is annotated as B-cell receptor CD22-like. The record is from RefSeq and is a predicted model, not a curated record. Bases 805 to 2271 code for a protein of 488 amino acids. The transcript is spliced from 10 exons. NCBI's taxonomy places the organism in Eukaryota, Metazoa, Chordata, Actinopteri, Characiformes, Serrasalmidae.